Messenger RNA from Penaeus monodon (black tiger shrimp), 7753 nucleotides. RefSeq names its product serine/arginine repetitive matrix protein 2-like. Lineage: Eukaryota; Metazoa; Arthropoda; Malacostraca; Decapoda; Penaeidae. The record is from RefSeq and is a predicted model, not a curated record.
UGUAUGUGUGUGACCAUGUGUACCUUCCUAAGUAGAGCAGAUAUUGACGUUGGUGGCGUAAAGCCCCUCGUCUCCAGGACAGAAAUACACUGCGGGAGAACGGGAAACUCUCGCACCAAUGCUGGAAAACCUGCAUAUAAAUCUCAGGAAGAGCAGUACCAGGAAAUACAAGAACUCCGAAGACACCUCGGAGAGCUGCGUGAAGAGAACUCUGGCCUCAAGACGCGCACACGACGCCUUGAAGAGGAUUUGAUCCGCAGAGACCGUCAGAUAGAACAGCUGAUGGAUCCAGCUAAGAAUGACGAGGCUAGGAGAAAGUUAACGGACAAGGGAGCCUCUCUAGUCUCCAGCUUGAAGUUAAGAGUUUCACGCCUGGAAUCGACACUAAAGGAUAAGGAAGCUGAGCUUGCAAAGCUUCAAGCCUCAGCCAAAGCAACGGCCUUGAAUGAACUGAAGAUCGAGGCUGAAACUUAUUACCAGGAGGUUGUAAGACUGAGGAAUCAGUUGAAUGUGGCGUACCAAAAGGUUCCCCAGCAAAGCUCUCCUCAGCACACACACGCACAACUGCACUUGCAGCCUCCUACACCACCUGACGGGAAGAGCAUGAAUGUGGCCCACUGGUCCAACCUUCGUGGCAGUGGUCGGGACAGCAGGGAGGGCAUGCACGGCUAUAGAGACGGCGGUGAUGGUCAGGAGUCACCCACGCACAGUUUAAGGCACGCGCUCACCCAGAUGGAGGAAGAGAACGCCCGCCUUGGACAGCAGGUGGCAGCCUUGGCGUCGGAGAAGGCCAAGCUCACAGCAGACAUAGAGAGGGUUCUAGGGCUUUCUGAUGAAGUCAAAAGCAACUAUGAGGGGCUCAACCGGGCGGAAUUGAUACGUGAAAUCGAGAGGAGGCACGAGGAGGUAACGAGGUUGGAGUCGCAGCACAGCCAACUCACGGAAGCACUUGCGAGGAGGAACGACCUGGCAGGGGACAGUGCUGCUCUCCUCCAGGCCAGAGUAUCGGAGCUCCAAGCAAGGGAGGUGGAAUGGGAGAGGGAGCGUUCAAGUAUGAGGGAACUAAUCAACACUUUGAAAGAUGAUCGACUGUUUUACAAGGAGACUGCGCAGAAGAAAGAGUCAGAAUUGGAUGGUCUUCGUCAGGAAAUUCAGACUCUCCAGCAGGAGGUCAUUUCCCUCCACGACCAAAACCGCAGACGCAAUGAGCGGCCGACGCCUCCUCCUCCUCAGAGGUCUGUGCGGGGAACGGCUAGGUCUACAGUGUCGAGUGCUUCAAGGUCAGGUUCGAGCAGUGAGGCAAACACACCCACACGUCGUCCUCGCACGUCAAGUGCUCGACCCCCACCGGCAAGCACACGAACACAGAGGUCCUCUAAGUCAUCGAGCGAACCACGAGAAAUACCUCCUCAGAGCAAAAGCAGAAAAACACCCACUCCACAGACCACAAAGAAGCCUACUGUUACCAAACCAUCUUCCAGGCAGACCUCAAGUACUUCGUCUCCAUCAAAGGUUACACCAAGCAGUUUGCAGAACUCUGUUGGCAAUGCGAGACCUAGCAGUGGUAGCAGAAGGACAACAGUAUCAUCUGCAAGUUCCUCUCCCAAAGCCAGCCCUUAUGCUUCACCCAAACACACCUCUGCAGCUAGCCGUGCAAACUCUAUAUCAGCAUCUAAAACUCCCACACCACUGGGUUCACCACGCAAGACUGCAGGAACUGCAUCACCUCAGCAGAAGCCUGCGGCCAAAACAUCCCCUCAGCACAAACAGUCUGGAUUGACUUCACCCUCGAAAGUGCCCACCUCACGUGCCUCCUCUAGAACGAGUACCCCAUCCUCCUCAGUCAAAUCCUCCCCCUCAAAAGUAAACUCAGCUAAUCGCUCGCCCUCAAAAGUCCCCCUACCCAGCAAAACCAGUAGCCCAAGCAAAGCACCAGCGAAAAAGAGGGAAGAAAGUGCAAGUCCGACAAGAAGCCCGAGAACAGUGAAGCAGGACACUGUCAGAGAAUCCUCUUUGUAUGCUACCUCUCGGCAUCUGGUAGAAUCCCUAUCCCCGGGCAUGGCUCCUGGUAGGGGGGGCUCCCGCACGGCACAGCAGCAAGAGUGGCGCUUGUACCACUCAUCCAGGCACCCUGUUCCUCACCAGCACGACGUUGGGAGCUCGCACCACAAGCACUAUCUUGGCAGACAGGAGGAAGAUGAGGAAAUUCUGGCAGAGAUCAUUUUCCACCGGGAGACUGACAGCAGCGGAGAGGCCUCGGACCCCUCCCACGGCAUGGUACGACAACGAACAAUGACCCUUAGCACCCAGGACGACCAAGCUCCUCAGGGUGACAAGGAAGACGAAUCAGAGUCAGCAUCUGAACGCGCAGAGAGUAGCAGCUCCCUCAUCAGGCAAAACACAGUUACGCUUAGCAAGUCAGAGGAGAGUGAGAUUAGAGAUUCGAGAGAAGGCAGCGAGGAAGUAGAGGAAGCAGAAGUUGAGCAGGAGGAAGAAAGGCAGAAAAGCGAAGACCUUAAGAGUUCGAGAGAUGUAGAAAGCCCUGUCAUAUCAUCACAGGAUACAGAGAUUAUCGAGAACCUAGAGCUGCUUCAGUCCCUUCUGUCAUCUCACCUGAGCCGACAGCGUGAGGUGAAUGAGCUUCUAAGUCAGGAACCGCUUCUGGUUGGAGAAGGACAGCCAUCAAGUGACAGUAGCCCAAGUGUGUCAUCUAGACGAAGGGGCAGAAGCACGAGAGAAGCGCCAGAUGGAGAAGAAGCUUCGAGGGGUUCCUCUAAACGUUCUCAGAGCCUGGUUCGACAGGGGACCUUCAAUGUGAGCGAGCAGGAGACCACAGUGGCUACCAUCCAUGCUACGUUAGAUGCGCAUCUCACGAGGUAAGCUGUAAGCUGGAUGACCAGACAGAUCAUCUAAAUGUUGAAGUGGUAGAUAGGUGCUCUUAUUUGGAAAUGUGACGCACAAAAAAAAUCCAGGUGCUGUGACUUUGUUGCUGCCUUCUCUUCUCAAACAAAUAGUAGAUUAGAGUAACGUCAGAGGUGUGGUUUCUACAAAUAGCGGGCUUAGUGUGUACAUCUUUAGAAGCAGGUACAUAUUUUGCCCAUCAAAGGGCAUGUCGUUUUUGUAAAUGGUUCAAAUGUAGAUCAUAUAUCUAGGAUGAUGAAGUGACAAAGAAAAAGAGAGUGUGUAUAUGGUCAAUACAUACUUCAUAAAAAGCCAUAUGUAUUCCUGCUCUUUCUGCAACUAACAUGUUUAUGGAUACCUGCCAUUAGUAUGUAAGUGUUCAUUCUGCUGGCCUUUUAUAUCAAUUGAUUGUUCUUUAAAACAAUUGUUGCUGGAAGGACAUGUUUGAGCCCUCUGCUGUUGUUAUUAUCCCCUUUUGGAACGAGGCAGAUGUACGUUGAGGACUCUGACUUUGUGUAGUCUGGUAGCAUCUUUUGAUUGUAAUAACGAAAUAAGAGUUCUGGCUUCUGUCUCAAGGAAAAAAGAAUAAACUAUGAAAAAAAUAGAAGCAUUACAGUCUACUUAACUAUGUGACAGAGAAGAGUACAACUUGUAGAGAUAACUUACUGCCUCACUGGCUGGCUUGAAGAUCAUCAAGUUUACACAAUGGUUAAGUGAGGAAUCUGUUUCAGAAUAUAGACUCUUUAGCUGGUUAGAUCUUGGAACUUCAGGUUAUGGAAGGGCUUGAGAUCAGGUAAUUGAUCUUCAGCUUGCCUAAGUACACCUUACUGUUACCUCAAAAUUUAUGUAGUGGAUUAUAUAGUGAUUUUUAGAUGGUCUGUACCAUGAUAUUCUUUAGAAUAUACAAGUUUUUUUAAUGUGCUAUGAUGUUAAACACAAUAUACAAAUACUGUAAUUGUUUAUGAAUAAUUGUAAUACACUAUUAUAAGGGAAUCCAUUAUAAUCAUCAGUGUUAAAAAAUUUCAUUGACUCUUUCUGAAGGUUGUAGUUAGGAAACAGUAGGUUGUAAUAGGAAGGGAAAGGUAUGUAGAAUUUCAAGAGCAGUCACAAUAAUCUUUCUUCACAAAAGGAAGUUUCAUAUGAAGAAAAAGAUGAGGAAAAUAUAUUAACAUUCUUCUAUUUAAAUACUUUAAAGAUUUAUGAGUAAAUGGACAGUGAUGUAUCUGACUAACUGACCCAUCUGCCUUUUUGUGCUUGAUACAUUGCAGAAAAAACAUUAAUGGCCCAUUUUUUGGGCUGUAGGUCUGAGUUUAGGUACUCCAGUCUUGUGCUUGUGACUGUUUCAUCAUCAUUUUUGAUUGUUGGGUCUUUGAAAGAAAAUAUUUUUCUACAAUUUUGUACAAAGCUCAUUACCUUCUAGGAUAUGUCCUGUAUAAAACAGCUGGUCCAUUUACUCGGUGUCUAGUAAUGAGAAUAUAAGAAUAUUUAGUUCGGGUGGAUAAACAUUGCAAGAUUUGCUGUGUUGCAUUCGGCUCAAGUGCCAGAGUCCGUAUGGUAACAGAUUUCUCUCUGGUUUCACUUUCAGCACAAAAAAAUAACGAAAAAAGUCAUGAUUGUGUUGGUUUUUGAAAGGUAGCAUGUCAAAUGGAAGGGACUGAGAAUUUCCAUUAUUCUGCAGGUUGUGUCAUUUACCUUGUUGUGAUGUACACCCCAAAAGGGAAGUGUGUCUUAUUGCAGUAUAGCUCAAGUAGCACAGGCAGUUUACUAUUAAGGAAGUGAAGUGAUUGCUAUAGUUACUGCUGCUUUUGCUUCCGCAGCUGUUAACUCUUGUUAUUCGAUUGCAGCUGCGUUGGUGACGAAACUUUGUGUCAUAGCCAUCGUCAUUACCUUUAUAUAUUUAUAUGCUUAUUUCAUAUUAUUUUUUACUAUCAUGACAGUAUUAUGUUUGAUGUUUUAUCGUUUUUGGUGUUUAUGAUAAAUUUUUAUCAUGCUUAUCAUUUUCUUCAUGUAACAUUGUUAUCAUUAUCACCUUUACUAUCAUUGUAAGUAUAAUCUGAUUAUCAAUUUUCAUUAUCAUCUCUUCUUUUAUGUUAUUUACUUUUAUCAAAAUGAGGAAAAUUUUGAGUUGUAUGUUAUGAAUGUUUUUUAUUAUUAUUAGUCACAUUUUAGCAUGUUUAAAAUUUACACCAAUACUUUUGGUUGGCGAUUUGUUUUCCUUUUAUUCAUACGAUGUUUCAUCAGAUUGUGAUAAAAUCUAAUACUCAAAAGAUACAGUAGGAAUUAUAAAAUAAAUAGAUAUAUCAUGUAUAAAGAUCAAGGAAUUCAUGUGGUUGUGCAGUCUGAAAUCAGACCAAAAAGUUAAGCUUGAUUUGUCUGAUAAAAAGUGAUGUGAUCAUUUAUUAAUUACUUACAUAGAGAGAGAUGAAACAAAAAAUACACAUGCUCGCAGCUUUCAAGGUUUGAAGGUACCUCAAGAGUGCUCAAAGUUUGUACUUUUAAAUUUGAAUGUUUGUGUAAUAAUUUGUGUUCCGUGUUUACCCCUCCCCUUCCCCUGCAGUAUGGACCAACCCUGUGUUGCUGUGUUUCUUUUUCAAAUUCUGAAAAUAGGUGUAUAAUGGAGAUAUAAAGAUGGGUUUUUAAAAGCAAGUAUUUUCAUCACAGACACUGAUGAUUCGAAAUUGAAAAGGUUUUUAUGGAAUGUGAGUCAAAAGUGAAGUGAACAUUAUCUUUCUUGCAUCACUUUCCUUUUAUUGGAGUUGUGUUGGUUUGCAGUUAAUCAUUGGGAUAAGUUGUUUAUGUUACUUUUUUGGUAUGUGCUAUCUAAUGUACAACAAUUAUUAGAACUGUAAUUUUAGUGCUAGUCCACUAGUCAUUUUUUUUCCAUGGUAUUAAUGCAAAGGUAACUAUGAUCUUAUGAACAAAAGCCUCUGUGUGCCUAAAAAUAUGGUCAUUAUCCUUUCCUGUCAAGUUUACUUAAUAUUUGGUGAUAUUGACUGUCUUAUGUGGAUAUAUUAGGAAUAAUUUCUCAUGCUGAAAUGAGUUGCUUUUUUUACAUUAAAAAAAUUAUAGGCUGUGGAGAAUUUACCAUUUUCUUCGUUUUUAAAGUCUGUGAAGGACAAAUGUGACCAGUAGGUAAGAAUUCAGUUCUGAGACACAAAGCCUACCAGUGAAAUUACUUUAUAUCAACCACUUAGGUAUGUUGAUUUGCUGUGUACAUUUUUCUGUUCAAUUGCGGUUUGGUGUGGAAGAAAGGUGUAAUAGCAAGAGUCUUGUUCCGGUUCCUAUGUGUAAGUAAAACAUUUAUCUAUAUUUGGCUUUAAUCAUAGUUAAGUAUAAUCACAUAAUCCGAUUAUGGUUAGUGUAACUGCAUGUUAAUUUCCUCUGCUGACAUCGGGUCACAUAUUACAAAUGUCAAGUAUUAAGCUGAAAGUAGAACUGUUCUUCUUUUUUCAGUUUAGUUCUUUAUUCUUAAAAAAGGAUAUGGUCUUUUCUUGUGGUAUUUAAUGGUUCAUUUUAUGUAAAUGAUCUUUCAUGCAUAAAUUGUUUUCCUUAGAAAUGAAAGGUAAAUCUACUUAUGUAUUGAUAUAUUGAUACAGGCCUGCUUAUUGUCUUAGGCUAGAAGUACCCUAAUGGGCAUAGGAAGGAAAUCUCUUGAGUUGGGAAAUAUUCAACACAUUUUUUUUAUAAAGCUGAGUUUGAAACAUUUUUAUUUCUGUGAAUUCAUUGUCUUUUGCUGUUUAGACAUGUUGAAUGAGAAAUCCAAGAUGGGACUGAUUUUCUUUGAAGGGGAGAAAUCAUUUAUUAAUAAAAGAAAAUCAUAUAGUAACAAAAAGAGUACUAUACUGUAAUGAAAUAAAUUGAUAUUGAUAAAUUUCUGAGUAAUACUUAGUUUGUGUCAAGAUACAAACUUUGGAACACUGAAACAAAGUAAUCAUCAGUGUUUUUGUUAAUGUAGAGAUGGCAAUUAGAUCUGAAUAGGGGAUAUUUUAUACCAAUUUUCAAAUGUCUCAGUCUGGGAUAGGUUUUUCCAAGUUGGAGUUUUGCCUAUCUUGUCUUUGAAUGAAAAAUAACAUAAGUCUCCCAAUGUAUUACAAGAAAAUGUAUGACUUAUAUCUCAAGCUCAAGAUAAUAACUUUUGUUGAUACUCAGUUUUUUCCCCAUAUAUCUUGGUGAAAAGUGUAUUGCGUAUUCUAGAUCCCAAAGCUGUUAACGACAAACUUCAAUCAUUUGUGUGAUUACUUAAGAAGUGGGAAGUAAAGAUCUGUGUUAUUGCAACGGUAGCUAAAUAUAUACUAAUGUUACAUGAGUUUAUAUGUGUUCACUCUUCUGUACAAGGAUGAAAAAAAAAAAAAAUUCAGUUGUGUUAUUAAUGUGUGAAAUUUGUGUUGUAACUUUGAUCUCCAAAUCAGAAGUUGACUUGUAAUUCAUGGUUGUUUUGUUGAUAAAAAUUAAAAGACAAUUUGACUUGAUUAGAAAGACAUGAUUAGUAUUUCAUAGCGUUAAGUUUGUUUUGUAUUUAUUUAUUUUGCAGUUAUUGGCUGAAUUCUUCUGUGUAAUUAUAAGAAAUCAGGUAUUUUAGUACUAAAGUAAUGGUCAUGAAACACAAAAAUUCAGUAAGGGUACUGAAUGAUUGACAAUAAGGCAUGGAAAAUAUAUAUAUAUUUUUGGAGUCUACAGCUUUUUGAGUACACUUUAAUUUCAACCUAAAUCUGUUUUGGUUGGCAACAAAAUUUGCAGAGCUAAGCUUUUGGAUUUUUGUGAGGUAUUUGUAACCAAAGUGCAGAGCUUUACCCAAUUGUUAAAUUGUAAGUCUGAAAAUAUGAAUAAAAAAUUACUACUUUCAUGAAAAGAU